Lycium barbarum (goji berry) is the source of this 1226-nucleotide messenger RNA. RefSeq names its product phosphoglycolate phosphatase 2. Gene Ontology annotation, molecular function: phosphatase activity. The transcript has 11 exons. The record is from RefSeq and is a predicted model, not a curated record. The coding region runs from base 128 to 1030 and encodes 300 amino acids. NCBI's taxonomy places the organism in Eukaryota, Viridiplantae, Streptophyta, Magnoliopsida, Solanales, Solanaceae.
AUUUUGGCCACUAUUUUAUUGGCACACAAUGUUGUUUCUACACCAAUAAUAUUCUUAAUCCUAUUAUUAAGUCCAAGAACUGGUCAUUACUGAUUAGUUUUGCAUCAGUAAUUAGCUGAGUUAAAUAAUGAAUGGAGUAAUCUCAAAAUCAUUGUCUAUUGAGAAUGCUAAACAACUCCUUAAUUCAGUUGAUGCAUUUCUCUUCGAUUGUGAUGGUGUAAUUUGGAAGGGAGAGAAAUUGAUUGAUGGUGUUCCUCAAACACUGGACUUGCUUCGUUCUCAUGGUAAGAAGCUGGUAUUUGUAACAAACAACUCAACAAAAUCAAGAAAGCAAUAUGCCAAGAAGUUCCAUUCCCUUGGAAUUCCUGUUAAUGAGGAUGAGAUAUUCUCGUCUUCAUUUGCUGCAGCAAUGUAUCUGAAAGUCAAUGACUUUCCAAGAGAAAAGAAGGUAUAUGUAAUAGGUGAGGAAGGCAUACUGGAAGAACUGGAGCUAGCUGGUUUUACAGCACUAGGUGGCCCGGCAGAUGGAAAGAAGAAUAUUGAACUGAAAUCAGAUUGUCUUUUUGAGCAUGAUAAGAGUGUUGGAGCUGUUAUCGUUGGAUUUGACCGGUAUAUCAACCUUUAUAAGCUACAGUAUGGAACUCUCUGUAUUCGCGAGAAUCCUGGUUGCCUUUUUAUUGCUACCAACCGUGAUGCAGUGGGACAUUUUACUGAUCUUCAAGAAUGGCCUGGUGCGGGAUGUAUGGUUGCUGCAAUAUGCGGAACAACCCAAAAAGAGCCUGUUACCGUUGGAAAGCCAUCGACCUUUCUGAUGGACUUUCUAUUGCAGAAGUAUAACAUCACUACAUCCAGGAUGUGCAUGGUGGGUGACAGAUUGGACACUGAUAUUCUAUUUGGACAAAAUGCUGGGUGUAGAACUCUCCUUGUUUUUUCAGGUGUAACAAAUGAAUCAACUUUUCAAGAUUUAUCCAAAGAAGUUCAACCAGAAUACUAUACCAAUUCUAUAGCUGACAUUCUCAAGUAUACCUAGAUUGAUAUUUUAAGGUGGUAUGUUUAGCAUUCUUUGCAAACAGCAAAAGCUGCCUGCCCAUUGUUGAAACAGUGGAAACAAGCAAAUUAGAGGGUAACAAAUUUCUUAUUAUGUAUAAGUUGAUUACUGAAGUCAGAUUUUUGUUUAAUUUGAUUGAAGAAAAUUUGGAGUGUCCCAAGGGGAUUGGCCAGCACAA